AUGAAAAUUGUUCAUUAUCUCCGGAUCCUUGUCGUGGCAUCUGAAAUUUCUUUCAGCGGUAUGGAGCAACCUCUGCUCGUCUCUUCUUCCCCGGCGCCGCCAUCGCCGGCGUCCGACGACUCCCCCGGCUUCCUGAUUCGUCUCCUUCUCCUGGUGGCCGUCGCAGCCUUCUCCCUCUGGGCCAACUACGAAGCCUCCAAGGGCUUCCAGGUCACUGUCCUCAACAACGCCGCCGCUGCCGCCGCCGCCGCCUCUGUCUCCUCUUCCCCUCCUACUCGACGCUUUGACCUGCUCUUCGUCGCCAACGGUCGCGCCGCCGACUCCGUGCAGCGCGCGCUCUACCCGGACGCCUCGUUCCCGCGGAAGCCGGUGGAGCGGGUGACGCUCUCCAUGGCGCCGGCGGUCGCGGCCGACCAAGGCGACUGCGUCCGCGAAGUGACCGUCGCCGUCAGGCGCGGCCGCCGCGAGGGGGAGUUCGCGGUGGAGUUGAGGCCCCGCGUCAUGGAGGCGGCGGACGUGGCGGAGGCGGUGGGCGGCGCGGUGCGGCGGGGCGUGGCGCGGGUGUGGCUCUGGGACGGCCAAGGCCGGGCGCCGAAGCGGGUGCUCGCCGCCCUCGAGGACUACCUGGCCACGUCAUCAGCAGACGCGCUACGUGGGGCGUUGGCCAGCCAAUCAGGGAAUCACAGCGCUGCUACGGUACUACCGCAGGAAGAUUUCGUAUGCGUGGCUCGUCUGAACAGGGCCAUGAAGGACGCUUGGGACGACCGCAUGCUAACGGAAGCAUGCGCCUCGAUCGCUGCAUGA
Molecule: messenger RNA, 804 nt
Organism: Zingiber officinale
Lineage: Eukaryota; Viridiplantae; Streptophyta; Magnoliopsida; Zingiberales; Zingiberaceae
Exons: 1
Coding region: 1-804 (267 amino acids)
Source: RefSeq, a predicted model, not a curated record